AUGGAGACGAGUUUCUACCGAUCUGCUCUGCUUGUGACCUUGUCACUCUUCUUCUUCUUCAUUCCGGUAUCAAUCUCUGUCCCAUUCAUCCUCUUUCACGGGUUCCAAGAUCAAUGCUCUAAUGGUGGAGUGAGGAGCUUCACACAGCUCCUUAGAAACCUCUCAGGCUCCUCUGGCUCUUGCUUAGAAAUAGGAAACGGAGAAGAAGAUUCCGCGUCCAUGCCGCUAACGCAACAAGCGAGGAUAGCGUGUGAGAAAGUGAAAAAGAUGAAAGAGCUGAGUCAAGGUUACAACAUUGUUGCACAGUCUCAAGGAAGUUUAGUCGCUAGUGGCUUGAUCGAGUUCUGCGACAAUGCUCCUCCUGUCGUCAACUAUAUCUCCUUAGGAGGUCCUCACGCUGGCAUAUCCGACAUCCCCGACUGUGCUGUGAGACCUUCUCCAGAUUAUUGCCAAGAGCUGAGAGCAAUGGUCUACACCGACUACGCUCAAGAUAAUAUUGCUCCAAGUGGUUAUGUCAAAAUCCCUACCAAUAUGUCAGAGUAUUUAGCACAUUCCAAGUAUCUGCCGAAGCUCAACAACGAGAGACCUAACCAGAGGAACUCCAUUUUUAAAGCACGUUUCACCAGUUUACACAACUUGGUCCUAGUCAUGUUUCAAGGUGAUACAAUUGUGGUUCCCAAAGAAAGUUCUUGGUUUGGAUAUUACCCGGAGGGAGCUUCAACACCUCUUUUGCCUCCUCAACAGACAAAGCUAUAUACUGAGGACUGGAUUGGUCUGAAAACAUUGGAUGCUGCCGGAAAAGUGAAGUUUGUCAGUGUCCCUGGAAAGCACCUCCAGAUGGCGCGAGAUGACGUUGUGAAACACGUCGUGCCUUACCUCAAGAACUAG
This is a messenger RNA of Microthlaspi erraticum, 888 nucleotides long. The record is from the annotation of a GenBank genome assembly. Lineage: Eukaryota; Viridiplantae; Streptophyta; Magnoliopsida; Brassicales; Brassicaceae.